Messenger RNA from Serendipita indica DSM 11827, 996 nucleotides. The record is from the annotation of a GenBank genome assembly. Lineage: Eukaryota; Fungi; Basidiomycota; Agaricomycetes; Sebacinales; Serendipitaceae.
AUGUCGUUCAACUUGCCUCCCAAACCAGCAUCGCCAGGUUUCCCCAUUUCGACCCUCUCAACAUCUUCAGACGAAUCACCUGGUCCUCUUUCUUUUGCUUUUGCACCCGCCAUCAACAUUUACAAUCGAUUUUGGUCAUGGCGCACGUCGCUCGACCUCCCCAACCCGGGGAGCGUCGAGAACCUGCAAAAAGAGAUUAAAUCCACGCAACUCACAAAUUUCAUGUUCGACGGUCUACGCGCCGACUACACCAAAGCGUUUUCUCACAAACCCGCGUUCACUAUUUCGCAUGCUUUUACGCUCGCGUCGCAGACUCAGGACCCGACAUACACGCUCUCUUCAAUCUACUACAGAAACGUCGAUCAUGAAGGAAACGGAGGACGCUUGACCCACCAGUGGACGCCGUCCCACGACAAAGGGCCAAUUGCAGGUCAGCCUAUCGCCUCUCUUGGUAGCGCACCAGAUCGAAGCUUUCUUCAGCUCGAGCACGAAAACUCUGGGGUCGACUAUUGCCUAAACCUCAAAGCCAUCAACCCAUCGCCAAUCGACGGCUCGGGCAUCUACUCUGCAAGUCUCUUGCAAUCCGUCUCCAAGCGUCUCGCACUCGGCAUAGAGACCAACUUUCAAAGCGCACCCGACGGUUCAGAUACGCUGACGACUUGGCACGCCAAAUACACUGGCCGACAAAACGACUGGAUUGCCACGGCUAGCUUCCACACGCUCGGGCUUUUACAAGCGUCGUAUUGGCACAAGUUGAGCCCUCAAGUCGAGGUUGCGGCCGACUUGCAGCUCAUUGCGACGCCCAUGAAGAGACGCCGUGGCGCAGUGGGAGCCAAGUGGGAUCUACGAUUGAGCUCGUUCAAGGCUCAGUUGGACUCGACAGGAGAGAUUGACCAUUUCAAGAAUACGGCAAAGGUCAGGAUGGGCAUUAUGCUCGAGGCCAAUGCGGCUCCCUACGACGAGGAGAUGAUGGCAUCGCUACCACCACAACUAUAG